UUUUAUCUUAUUUUUUAUUUUUUUGCUUAAUAGUAUGGUUGAAUUGGAUCAUUGAAGGUCGGCAGCAAAGACACUGGUUAAUAAAAUGGGAUUAAAUACAUAAAGGAUAUUUGUAUUAUUUAUUUAUUAACAUAUUUAUUGCAGGUUUGUGUCAUAUUCUGAGUUGCAUUUCAGUGUUUUUAUUCUUUUUGAGGAAUACUGAAUCUGUAUUUUAUUUUUUAUUUUUUUGUGAGUGAGAUGAAUUAAUGAAUGUUCACAUUUAUUCUAGGACUAAAGUAACAUCUUACUCCCAAUUUCUGUCAACAUGCAGACAGGAGAGCUUUCGAUCGUAAUUCAGAUAUUUUCUUGUAAAUUAAAAGGCAAUGCGUUACUUUACUAGUUACUUGAAACAAGUGAUCUGAUUAUGCAACAGCGUUACUUGUAAUGCAUUACCCCCAACACAGGACAUCAGUACAUACAAUUAACGAAUGGAAACCGGAUAAGAAAAUGAACUACUAACUUAAAUGUGUAGAUAUCCAGGUGCUCAGUGCUGAAUAGGAGACUAGCAAUUGACUGCAGAUGACAAAACUCUGCAGGUUUGAGACAUUAUUCAACUCACCAUGUUGUCGUGAAUAGUCAUGGUUUCACUGGUUGUAGUGGCUGUAUUUCUCCUCCACGGGGCUCUAUUUCAGCCCCCUCACACCGAAGCAUUCAAAAUCUUCCCUACCAAUGGAUCCCUCACCCAUCAACAAAUUACUGAGGCAGCUUUCCUCCGCAAGAUGGUAGAAGUGUGUCGUGACGUAGCCACUGCCCGGGGGAAAGACUUUACACUAUCUAUCAACAACAAACUGACUGCAACUACUGUCCAGAGAGCCUGCUCAGAUUCAUAUUCCUCCUUAUUAAAACUAUCUACUUUCAAUCUGGCUGUUGUUCAGACUUCCCUUAGCAACGCAGCUGUGGAUAGAAAUCAGUUCAGUACUGCUCAUCAUUUUGAUAAUGAAGAUUUCAAAAAUGGACGGGACCUCAUCACACAGGGCAUAGCUGCUGUGAAAGUCAGCAUCAAAAAGGGGAAAUAUUUGUCUGCCCGCUCCAGUCUUGGGGCUGUAUGUCAUACUUUACAGGAUUUCUAUAGCCACAGUAAUUGGGUGGAAUUGGGAAGCACUGCUCCUUUCAACACUCUCAUCAAACCUGAGCUUCCUCUCAACAACCUAGCAAGUCCGAAUACAAAAACAUGUAAAAGCUGCGAUGGAGAAAACUGCAAUGACAACAUUCUCCAAGAGGUACUACAGCAGAAGAUAUUAACUUCAGGAUAUUUCAACCUUUUUCUCCCAAUCAAACCUGCAGGCAAGUGUAGCCAUGGCAGCGCUCUUGACAGGACCAGUUCAAGAGAUCCCACUGGAGGCAUCAAUAAGGAUGACAUUGACUCGAAUCAUGGUUACCUUCACCAGCGUGCUGCUGAAAUGGCCAUCAACGCUACUAUGGAACUGCUGGAAGACAUCCGACUGGCCACAGGCAAUGUAGCCUUUCUUCGAUUGAUGGGGCUCACUCAGACCUCAGUUCUGGCUUUUGUGUUUGACACCACCAGCAGUUUGUCAAAUUACAUUGCAGAGGCCAAGAGAGUGUCCAUCAGUAUCAUAGACAGCAGAAGAGGAACAUCAGAGGAACCUUCAGAAUACAUUCUAGUCCCGUUUAAUGACCAGGAUUUUGGACCUCUAAUAAAAACUGGGGAUGCAGAUACAUUCAAAGAGAAAAUCAAUUCCCUCUCAGCAUCUGAUAGUUUAAACCCAGGGAUGUGUCUGUCAGGACUGCUGUUGGCACUGACAAGAGCUCCUCCAUCAUCAAAUAUUUUGGUUUUCACUGAUGGUGCAGCAAAGGACACAGAAUUAAAAAGAGCAGUUGAGGCCAUGAUGCAAAGUACCCAGUCAAAAGUCACUUUCCUGCUGACAAACUCCAUCUCAACUCGCAGUCAACAGAAUGUCUCAUUAUCAAGAUCAUUGUCUCAGUCAGACAUACAGUUGUACAGAGACCUGGCCCAUGUUUCUGGUGGACAGACCAUAGAGGUCACAAACUCUACUCAGGCCACUGCAUUCAUUACAGAUGCAAUCACAGCUGACCUGGUGACGGUUCUUCAGGUUGAGAGAAGUCCACUCAAGGCAGAAAACCUUUCUUUUGUGCUGGAUCCGACUCUGUCCAACGUGACUGUGUAUAUCACAGGAGGCUCUGCAGCCUUUACCAUUUACAGCCCUACUGGCGUGUCUCAGUCAGGUUCAGUGGCAGAUGGUCCUCUGGGCAGCAUCCUGACUGUAGGGAAUAUAAAGAGAGUAAAACUCAACUCUGACAACCAGACAGGGGAAUGGAAGAUCAGCAUUGACUCUACAAGCCCCUACAGUCUUAAAGUUAUUGGUCAGAGUUCUGUGGACGUCCUCUUUUACUUUGUGGAGAUAGUUGAGGGAGGUCAUGGAGACUCAUGGGGACAGAGUUUCACGCGCCCUUUUAUUGGUCGGAACGCUACUUUCUAUGUCUCUGUGACCGGAGGAGAUUCAGUCGCAGUGACUGACGUGCUUCUAGUUGAAGCUUCAGGAUCUGGUGUUGUCAGUGGAACUAUCAAAUCUGUCGGUGCGACAGACUUCCUGGUCAGCAUAGACAGAAUCCCAGAGUGGGCAUUUGUGGUGCAGCUGAAAGGGCUGUUGAAUGAUUCGUCGUCGGCUAGUCGAUUCCAGAGGCAGUCACCCACCCAACAUAAAGGAUCUAGAAUAACAGUCACGGCCCAGUCACAGAACAUUACACAGCCUGGAGUCCCAUUGAGUCUCAACUUUACAGUGGCCUCUAAUGCUACAGGCAGCAACUAUACUAUCAGAGCUCGGACUGACCAGGGCUUCAACGUGUCUUUCCCCAGCUCUUUGACCCUGGGAACCGGGGGAAGUGCUCAAGGAAGCGUCACACUCACUGCACCCUCAGACACCGAGUCAGGGACGGAUGUCACACUCACUAUUGAGGCAGAAGCUCCGGGAUCCACUGAUCUGAAUUAUGUCACACUGCGACUCACUGUCUCCACGGCAAAUAAUAUUUUCAGUGGAUGUUACUCACUUUCCAUGUGUCUUACUUUCUUCUGGUUUUUCAUUUGCCAUUUUGUAUGUUUCUAAAUAACAUUUAGCACAGCAAGUAGCGCUGUAUUUUAAAAUCUUUGCUUGCAAAACCCUUUAUAAAUAUUAAAGAAUUUAGGUUAAGGUUUACUGAAAUUGACUUUCACUUUCUGUUGUAUGUGAACAGGUGUGUUUGGGACUAGUUUUUGUGGCUAAGUUGUGAUUUUAUAGUGUAGUAUUAUGUUCAUGAUCUUUUUGAAUGUUUAUUAAAGACAAAGUUCACAUGAGUGGAUUCUGCAUUGUGUAAGCUCAUGUAUUGGUUUUGCUUUUUAAAAUAGCCUUCACUCUCAUUCAGCUUCUACUUUGCUCAGGGACUGCCCUGAACUCCUGUCACAUGAGUGAUUAUAAAUGAUAAGGUUUCAGACAAUUUGGGAGGAUUAAAUUAAUAAAAUUGCAUGUACGAUUGUGAUUUUUGAUUUAUCACCAAUAUUAUUAAAGGUGACUUUUCACAGUUUGAACUUA
This is a messenger RNA of Onychostoma macrolepis, 3584 nucleotides long. RefSeq names its product von Willebrand factor A domain-containing protein 7-like. The record is from RefSeq and is a predicted model, not a curated record. Bases 618 to 3122 code for a protein of 834 amino acids. NCBI's taxonomy places the organism in Eukaryota, Metazoa, Chordata, Actinopteri, Cypriniformes, Cyprinidae. The transcript has 15 exons.